AUGCCUUCAGUGCCCUGGCAGUUUGCAACUCUGCCUUCACCUUCACUUCCUGCUGAUCCAGAGAGUCAAGGAAGUGGUCCUUCUCUAGAGGUCCAGCUGGAUCCAGAUGACUGUCGGGCUGGAACAUUUUUGGGGGAGGAUACGUGGGAGGGGGCAGAGCUCAAACUUGAAUCCUUGUCUUCAGAGUCGGACUGUGAAUUUCUUUCUCCAGCAGUGGGCUCUGGGGAGCUCUCAGUCAGCAGACUGAGACUGCUUCUUACCGUGGGACUGGCUGCUCACUGGCAGCAAAUUCUCGUGAAUCGGCCUGUGCGUUAUCUGCCAGGUCAAAUCGCACAAAGGUCAUCUGCAGCCCAAGCAUCUCUCCGGGAAGUGAGAAGGAUGGGGGCCCUCCAUCAGGCAGCCCCCGCUGUCAGGCGGAGAGCUGGGGGGGGGGGGGCGGCGCAGAAACACCCUCCCACACCCCCGCCCCCUCGCCCCGCCGCGUCAGUCUCUGACCCCACUGGAGCCACACCGGAGACUGGCUCCCAAUCGGUGUUGGGGGGAGGCGCCGCUCCGCCUCCAGCCCAGCCCGUCCGCCGCGGCUCCGCACACCCAGCACCCGCGCGGCCGCCAGCGCCCGCCUGCAGCCGCCUCCGGCCGUGGGCGCGUCGCCCGGCAUCCCCGCCGCGGUCCCCGCUUCACCUCCCCAGGCGUGAGCGGCGAGGCGCGCAGGAGCGAUUUCGCAUCCUCUGCGGCGGUUGGGCAUCCCUCCGCAGCGGGCCGGCCGGCACCAGCUGCCCAGCUCCGUGCGUCCCCGGCCGGGCCGGCGGUGGCGGCGCGCAGCUCGCCGGAGCGGGACUCGCGGGUGGCGGCGGCGGCGCGAGGGAGUCGGUCGGCCCGCCGGCCGCGCCGCGCUCGGAUUGGUCUCCCGGCGGGGCUGCCGGCCGAGGGUUGGCUGCGGGCCGGCUGAAGAACAGGUGCACCCGGCGCCCGGGCGCGCGGAGCUGCCGCCGAGGAGCGCGGCGCGCCGGGCCGAGCGCUGUGUCGGAAUGCGGCUGUCGGGAGCCCGGCGCCCCGCGGCCGGCCGCCCCGGUCCCUGAAGCCCCCUCGCGCCGCCGCCGCCACCCGCGAGUCCCGCUCCGGGGCCCGGACGGCGGCGGCGAAGGGGCGGCCGAGCCCCCCCGGGAGUUACGCUGUAGCGACUGCAUCGUGUGGAACCGGCAGCAGACGUGGCUGUGCGUGGUGCCUCUGUUCAUCGGCUUCGUCGGCCUGGGGCUCAGCCUCAUGCUGCUCAAAUGGAUCGUGGUGGGCUCCGUCAAGGAGUACGUGCCCACCGACCUGGUGGACUCCAAGGGGAUGGGCCAGGACCCCUUCUUCCUCUCCAAGCCCAGCUCCUUCCCCAAGGCCAUGGAGACCACCACCACCACCACCACCACGUCCACCGCGGCCCCCGCCACCCCCUCGGCCGGCGGCGCCGCCUCUUCCAGGACGCCCAACCGGAUCAGCACCCGCCUGACCACCAUCACGCGGGCGCCCACUCGCUUCCCCGGGCACCGGGUGCCCAUCCGGGCCAGCCCGCGCUCCACCACGGCACGGAACACUGCGGCCCCCCCGACGGCCCUGUCCACCACGGCCCCUUUUUUCAGUAGCAGCGCUCCGGGCUCCCGACCCCCGGCGCCAGGAACCCCGAGCACCCAGGCCAUCCCCUCCUGGCCCACUGCGGCAUACGCUACCUCCUCCUACCUUCACGACUCGACUCCUUCCUGGACCCUGUCUCCCUUUCAGGAUGCUGCCUCCUCUUCUUCCUCCUCCUCGUCUUCCUCCUCCGCUCCCACCACCGCCGCCACGCCAGAAACUAGCACCAGCCCCAAAUUUCACACGACGACAUAUUCCACCGAGCGAUCCGAGCACUUCAAACCCUGCCGAGACAAGGACCUUGCAUACUGUCUCAAUGAUGGCGAGUGCUUUGUGAUCGAAACCCUGACUGGAUCCCAUAAACACUGUCGGUGCAAAGAAGGCUACCAGGGAGUCCGUUGUGAUCAAUUUCUGCCGAAAACUGAUUCCAUCUUAUCGGAUCCAACAGACCACUUGGGGAUUGAAUUCAUGGAGAGUGAAGAAGUUUAUCAAAGGCAGGUGCUGUCAAUCUCAUGUAUCAUCUUUGGAAUUGUCAUCGUGGGCAUGUUCUGUGCAGCAUUCUACUUCAAAAGCAAGAAACAAGCUAAACAAAUCCAAGAGCAGCUGAAAGACCCACAAAAUGGUAAAAACUACAGUCUCAAAGCAUCCAGCGCAAUGGCAAAGUCAGAGAACUUGGUGAAGAAUCACGUCCAGCUGCAGAAAUAUUCAAAGGCGGAAAGGCAUCCUGUGACUGCACUGGAGAAAAUGAUGGAGUCAAGUUUUGCCGGCCCCCAGUCCUUCCCAGAGGUCCCUUCUCCUGACAGAGGAAGCCAAUCUGUCAAACACCACAGGAGUCUCUCCUCUUGCUGCAGCCCAGGGCAAAGGAGUGGUAUGCUCCAUAGGAAUGCCUUCAGGAGGACACCCCCCUCGCCCCGAAGCAGGCUGGGCGGAAUCGUGGGACCAGCAUAUCAGCAACUUGAGGAAUCAAGGAUCCCAGACCAGGACACAAUACCUUGCCAAGGGAUAGAGGUGAGGAAGACUAUCUCCCACCUGCCUUUACAGCUGUGGUGUGUUGAAAGAUCCCUGGACUUAAAGUACUCGUCCACUGGUUUAAAAACCCAACAAAACGCAUCUAUAAAUAUGCAACUGCCUUCAAGAGAGACAAACUCCUAUUUUAAUAGCUUGGAUCAAAAGGACCUGAUCGGAUAUUCAUCCACUAGGGCCAGUUCCGUGCCCAUCAUCCCUUCGGUGGGCCUGGAGGAAACCUGCAUGCAAAUGCCAGGGAUUUCUGAAGUCAAAAGCAUCAAAUGGUGCAAAAACUCUUACUCUGCGGAUAUUGUCAAUGUGAGUAUUCCAGUCAGCGAUUGUCUUAUAGCAGAACAACAAGAAGUAAAAAUAUUGCUAGAAACUGUCCAGGAGCAGAUCCGAAUUCUGACUGAUGCCAGGAGGUCAGAAGACUAUGAACUGGCCAGCGUAGAAACCGAGGACAGCGCAAGUGAAAACACAGCCUUUCUGCCCCUGAGCCCCAUGGCCAAAUCAGAACGAGAGGCACAAUUUGUCUUAAGAAGUGAAAUACAAAGAGACUGUGCAUUGACCAAGUGA
Equus quagga is the source of this 3195-nucleotide messenger RNA. It is a transcript of the gene NRG3, whose product is annotated as neuregulin 3. Lineage: Eukaryota; Metazoa; Chordata; Mammalia; Perissodactyla; Equidae. Gene Ontology annotation, molecular function: chemorepellent activity. Bases 1 to 3195 code for a protein of 1064 amino acids. The record is from RefSeq and is a predicted model, not a curated record. The transcript is spliced from 15 exons. Gene Ontology annotation, biological process: intracellular signal transduction; nervous system development; animal organ development.